AUUUCCCAAAGGCCAAUCCAUCGUCUUCCCUUCCGAUCAAAAUUUUCCCAGAUUCAACCGAAAACAUGUCUCGCCGAUCACUAACCCUCCUCAAAAACCUCUCCAACGGGUCAAGAACCCAGACCCGAUCCGUGACCUACAUGCCCCGACCCGGCGACGGAGCCCCACGCGCCGUGACACUAAUCCCAGGAGACGGGAUCGGCCCACUCGUGACGAACGCCGUCGAGCAGGUGAUGGAAGCGAUGCACGCGCCUGUCUACUUCGAGAAGUACGACGUGCAGGGGGAGAUGAGCCGGGUCCCAGCGGAGGUGAUGGAGUCGAUAAGGAAGAACAAGGUGUGCCUGAAGGGAGGGCUGAAGACGCCAGUGGGAGGAGGGGUGAGCUCGCUGAACGUGCAGCUGAGGAAGGAGCUCGACCUCUUCGCGUCGCUCGUGAACUGCUUCAACCUGCCCGGGCUGCCGACGAGGCACGAGAACGUGGAUAUCGUGGUGAUUAGGGAGAAUACUGAGGGAGAGUAUGCUGGGCUUGAGCAUGAGGUUGUUCCUGGUGUUGUUGAGAGUCUUAAGGUGAUCACGAAGUUUUGUUCGGAGCGUAUAGCGAAGUAUGCUUUUGAGUAUGCAUACCUGAACAACAGGAAGAAAGUGACGGCUGUGCACAAGGCUAAUAUUAUGAAGCUUGCUGAUGGUUUGUUCUUGGAGUCUUGUCGAGAGGUUGCUAAAAAGUAUCCAGGGAUCACCUACAAUGAGAUUAUUGUUGAUAACUGUUGCAUGCAACUUGUGGCCAAACCUGAGCAAUUCGAUGUCAUGGUAACACCCAAUCUCUAUGGUAAUUUGGUUGCAAACACUGCUGCUGGUAUUGCUGGAGGCACCGGAGUCAUGCCUGGAGGAAACGUUGGGGCUGACCAUGCGGUGUUUGAGCAAGGAGCAUCAGCAGGAAACGUCGGGAAAGACUCGAUAGUGAGGGAAAACAAAGCAAACCCAGUGGCGUUGCUUCUCUCAUCAGCCAUGAUGCUUAGACACCUUCAGUUUCCUUCGUUUGCUGACCGGCUCGAAACAGCAGUGAAGAGAGUGAUCUCUGAAGGAAAGUGCCGGACUAAAGAUCUUGGUGGACAAAGCACUACUCAACAGGUCGUUGACGCUGUCAUUGCGAGGCUGGAGUGACUUGUGACAAAACACUUAAUCCCUCUCCCUCUCACUCUCUGGAUAAAUCAUCAAGUUUCUGCUACAGAUUUUAUGUUGACAAAAAGUAUAUGGUAUAUGAUCCACGGUGUCUGGUUUUGUACCUCUGAGUUUCAUACAUUCUUUUAGACGUAAAUCGUCUGAAAACUUUCAAUCAAAUUUUCCUGUUCCCAAAUAUAAUUCAGCUUGAAUGAAA
Molecule: messenger RNA, 1374 nt
Organism: Raphanus sativus (radish)
Lineage: Eukaryota; Viridiplantae; Streptophyta; Magnoliopsida; Brassicales; Brassicaceae
Product: isocitrate dehydrogenase [NAD] regulatory subunit 1, mitochondrial
Exons: 3
Coding region: 66-1160 (364 amino acids)
Biological process (GO): isocitrate metabolic process; tricarboxylic acid cycle
Cellular component (GO): mitochondrion
Molecular function (GO): isocitrate dehydrogenase (NAD+) activity
Source: RefSeq, a predicted model, not a curated record